AGCUCAUAUCCAAAUUACUUCCAAAUCUUCUCACUCUCUCUUUGAUCAAAAAUGGAGGCUGAGAAUUUGAUGAAUCUCUCUCUUCUCCAACGUAGAAACGUUUCACGAAACCUAGACUUAGAGCUAGUCUCUGCUGUCAACAAAUCCUCAGAUGAUCCUCUCCCAUAUUACACCUCCCUUAAAGAUCUUCUCCCAUCCUCCUCUACCACCGUCGAUUCCCCUGCCGUCACCUCUGCUGCAUCAGGUCCAACUAUCAGGAUCCGCAACCGCCUUGUAAAGCAAGCCGCGUGUGCUUACCUACAGCCUUCUACUCCAACUCCCUCCUCCAACCCUUCGUUCCUCCGCCGUGUCUCCUCCUCUUUCAUCCGUCUCUUCUCCGCCUUAUUUGAUUCACUCCUCCGCAUGUUCCCAUCUCCUCGGAAAAUCUUUAGAGCUUAGUGAUUGACAUACAACCGAGAGAAUUAUGAAACAAUGAUUGCAUAAUCUCUGAUUUCUUUUUCAUGUAUGAUUCAAUAUAUUUUUUCUUUUAUUUUAAAACAAAUCGUGAAGAUUUUUGAGGUUCACGUUUACAUAAGACGCCUCAGCUUGGAAGUGGCGCGAGACACUCCAUGAUCGAUGCUUUACUCAGUUACCUAGCCUUUUCGCCCGUAUACGUUCGGUUAUUCUAAGGGGAUAUGUUGCCAAGACUUGUCAAACGGACAAAAGAAAGGCGCCACCGAUUUAUUACUUACGUGUAACAUAUUUUUGUUUGUUAUUUAAAGUUGAAAAACAAAAAAAUUGAAAAAGGCUUUAAAGUUAAAAAUAAGUUACGUAAUUUUACUACUUUAUAUUAGAUUAAUGGAUGUUUAGGAAAUCCAGAGAAUG
Molecule: messenger RNA, 864 nt
Organism: Camelina sativa (false flax)
Lineage: Eukaryota; Viridiplantae; Streptophyta; Magnoliopsida; Brassicales; Brassicaceae
Source: RefSeq, a predicted model, not a curated record